AUGGAAGACUACUUCUCAUUUUUGCCAGACCCCAUUAUCGUGCUUAUCAUCUCCUACUUGGCCUUUAGGGACGCUGCCAGAACCAGCGUCUUGUCCCAGAGAUGGCGCCAUCUAUGGCGUUCAACAAAGAACAUCGAAUUUGACGAGACCCUAUUCAUGAGAGAAGUGGAAUCAAGAGAGGAAAGAGAAUUAUGUAGGAGGGAUUUCAUCUAUUUUGUGAGGCAGUGGAUACUUGACUACCAAGAGCCAGUGGUAGACAUGUUCCGCCUAGCUUUCUCGCACCCCAAACAGUACCAGCUUGAGAUGGAGAACUGUGUUAGGUUUGCUAUUGCCCAUGGCGUCAAAAGGCUGGAUCUUGACUUCUGUGAUCCAGCAUGGGGUGAAUACAAUUCUGAUGAACCUCCUCCCUCAUUUGCUUUACCAUCUUGCGUUUACAGAAAUAGGGUUCUUGAGUCUUUGAGGCUCUAUUCUUGCAGUUUCCAUGUUUCGAGGUUUAAUACUUUUACUGCACUCAAGGAUCUGUCAAUUGGAUGGAGUGAACUUAAAAGUUUUGCUCUGAGUGCCUUGUUGGUGAACUGUCCAUUGCUUGAGAGUCUGAGCUUGAAAAAGUGUUGGAAUUUAGAUGAUCCUGUCAUUUCUGGGCCGAAGCUGAAGCUUCGGAGUCUGGUCAUGGAUAAGUGCGCUUUUAUCUAUCGGUUCACUGUUGGGGCGCCAUUGUUGCGAUCCUUGAGCUACUCAGGAGCAGUGUCUGAGUUCGUCUUUUUGAACCAACCUCCUGUGGAGAAGGUAGAGCUGGACUUCGGGCUUGAGCCUGAUAUCGACUAUGAGGGCACUUAUGGUGAUGUUAUUCGGGAACUCCUUGGAGAUCUCAAAUGCACUACUUUAACUGUUUGUAGUUUCAUGCUUCAGGCUGUGGAGGGCACCAUCUUUCUCAGUAUUCUCCCUGGUGAUGGAAGCGGGAGAGAACGGGAUUAUGCGCCACCAUCUGAGCUUCGAGGUAACAAUGUAUUCUGGAGGCAACAGGAACCGGUUUCCCCCUGUAUGAUAGAAACCCUAAGGAUAGUGGAGAUGAAGGGCUUUGGAGGGGAACCUAAUGAACUGCUACUUGUAAAAUACCUGCUUCGCCAUGGCCAUGUCAUGGAGACAUUAAAUAUCAUUGUGAAGAGGCAAAUGGGUCAUGGAGACGCUGAUACUGAAUCGAAUUCUCGAUCGUGGGCAGAAAUGUUGCAAUAUUAUGCAAGAGCCUCUUCUGGGCUGCAGAUAUUGAUUUCAUAA
Molecule: messenger RNA, 1275 nt
Organism: Vitis riparia (riverbank grape)
Lineage: Eukaryota; Viridiplantae; Streptophyta; Magnoliopsida; Vitales; Vitaceae
Product: putative F-box/LRR-repeat protein At5g54820
Exons: 3
Coding region: 1-1275 (424 amino acids)
Molecular function (GO): protein binding
Source: RefSeq, a predicted model, not a curated record